UGCUGUUAACCUGGCAGUGUUAAAACUGAAUGAGCAAGGCCUGUUGGACAAAUUGAAAAACAAAUGGUGGUACGACAAGGGCGAGUGCGGCAGCGGGGGAGGUGACUCCAAGGACAAGACAAGUGCUCUCAGCCUGAGCAAUGUGGCUGGAGUCUUCUAUAUUCUGGUUGGAGGGCUGGGGCUGGCCAUGAUGGUGGCUCUGAUUGAGUUCUGUUACAAAUCACGUGCUGAAACCAAACGGCUCAAACUAGCAAAGAAUGCUGAGAAAUUUAAGCCAGCUCCCCCGACCAACCCCCAGAACUUUGCCACAUACAGAGAAGGCUACAACGUGUAUGGGACAGACAGCGUUAAGAUCUAAGGAUUACAGGUGCAUCAGCUAGACCCUUACGAACGACUGUGACUAUUGACCCUAUGAUGAAAUGACAGGAUCACGUCAGGAUGGGGGUUUCCUCAUCUGCAGCUAAAUCCUCUCCUGGCGGCAAUGGCGACGAUAAUCUGCAAUGAAGACACGACAGGACUGGUGACGUGAAGAACUCAAUCGGUUUCCUCCAGUGCCUUAUGUAUGGAACACUCACAGACUCACAGAAUGACUUAGAACAACUCAUCACAACGGUAUCACGUUUGGCUUGAACUCACAAACCCACAAACAAUUUAUCAACUAAUCAGACAAAUAAACAGAAAGACAGGAUCGAUACUGUAAUCUGUUGUAAGGAACUUUAUUUGAGAUGUUGUGACGAAAUCAGAGGAGAAAAGAAAGAGGUCUAAAGCCAUCAUUCGCACCCCAAGCACAUUUCCAAGUGCCGGACAGAAGAUGAAUACGAUGUUACAUAAGAUAAAUAGUUUUUUCUGCUGAGGGAAUUUGAUCAGAUUAUCCUAAUUCUUCUUGCAGGCCAGGUUUUUACUGGUUAAAUGUGUUUUAAAAUAUGUUUAUUGUAGGCACUGUACAGUAAGUCACUGAUUAUUAGAAGAUAGCUUUUUAUAUUGCUGUGACCUUGGAAUUGUUUUGAAAGAUGAAUCUUUAUUGGAAUCAAUUGGUUAAAUAUGCCAUAGCCAAAAUAAUAUUGUAUUGUUGUUGUCCUCGACUAUGAUGCUUCUGAAGUCUCAGAAAUAGACUCUGAGAGCAGGCAUUGGUAGUGCAUCUGAAAUGGCAACCUAUUCCCUAUAUAGUGCACUACUGACCAGAGCCCCUGGUCAAAAGUAGUGAACCAUAUAGGGAAUAGGGUGCCAUUCUGGACGCACCCACGAGGACUCUUGAACGAGAUUAAUGUGAGAUGCAGCAUUUGGCUUCACACAAUUAAAACAGGCCAUCUCACAUCUCACGAUCCCAAUACACUGCCAACAGAUUCAGAUGGGUUUAUUAAGGCAUGCAGAUGACUCUCUGAGCAAGUGUCAUAGUUGAGUAACUCUCCCAGUGUGUUUUAUGGUUUGUAGAAUAUGAAGAGAAAACUCACUCACACAGCGUCACUCCAACAUAGGCUAUUUGUUUUUCAUUCUGAAAGAACACCUGCUUAUAACUGGAUUUUCAUGUAACCUAAAAUCAUUCAAGUCUUCUGUACAAGAAAUUAAAACCAAACCAAAAGGGACAUUCAAAAGUAGAUUAACUGCAAUUCAAACAGUAAUGGCUUUUUAACAGUAGUAUUUUGGAUGACCUUCGUAUUUAAGAAUAAGCUGCGGUUUGAUGAUUUGCUUUCAAUUUUGAAUUUCAUUUUAUGAGCAUUGUAGUGUUUGGUGAAUUUACUUAGUUAAUGAAAUAAAUGAAUAAUAUAGAUAAUUACAAUGAGAAAAUAGAUUUAUACAAGGUACUUACAGGGGAUGUCUUAAACGCUUAGCACAUUUCCAUGUUCCUUUUUCCUUUCAAAAGACUGUGAUUCUAUAGGAUUUAGGAAGACAAUUAAUCACCUAAAACUGUGGAAAGAUAGUUUUACACAAAAAAAAAAGAAAAGCAAUUCUUACAAAGGGAAGGCAAGAAAUAUGAAAUAAACAUUUGUAAAGAAAGAGAUGUGUACAUUUAUUUAAAUUAGAUGUAUUUAUUAAGGCUACACAAGAAAGGAGUAAUGGGUUUCCCAAUUUUUCUAAGAAACUGCAUGUAAAAUCAGCAAUGACUUCUAACUCACAUCCGAUUCUAGAUCAGCAGUAGAAAUACAACCACGGUUAUUCUUUAGUGAGACAGUUUCUUUUGUUUUGUAAGUUCACUUCACACAGAGAUAAUUGCCAAGCAGCUUUAGUGACUACGACAAAAGAGUCAGAAUCUGCAUGUGUGUAUAUCAUUAAUGAUCUUCACUAGUGAGGAGCUGUACAGAGAAUUUUCAUAAAUUUUGU
Molecule: messenger RNA, 2319 nt
Organism: Coregonus clupeaformis (lake whitefish)
Lineage: Eukaryota; Metazoa; Chordata; Actinopteri; Salmoniformes; Salmonidae
Product: glutamate receptor 3-like
Biological process (GO): modulation of chemical synaptic transmission; monoatomic ion transport; synaptic transmission, glutamatergic
Cellular component (GO): postsynaptic membrane; plasma membrane; dendritic spine
Molecular function (GO): AMPA glutamate receptor activity; transmitter-gated monoatomic ion channel activity involved in regulation of postsynaptic membrane potential
Source: RefSeq, a predicted model, not a curated record